This is a messenger RNA of Populus trichocarpa (black cottonwood), 1610 nucleotides long. RefSeq names its product protein DNA-DAMAGE INDUCIBLE 1. The record is from RefSeq and is a predicted model, not a curated record. Bases 203 to 1435 code for a protein of 410 amino acids. NCBI's taxonomy places the organism in Eukaryota, Viridiplantae, Streptophyta, Magnoliopsida, Malpighiales, Salicaceae. The transcript has 16 exons. Gene Ontology annotation, biological process: proteolysis. Gene Ontology annotation, molecular function: protein binding; aspartic-type endopeptidase activity.
AAAAACCUAAACCAACUUAUCUCGCAAGUCACAAAAUCGACAAAAGCCCACCUCCUUCUCCUCGAAGAAAUCUUUAGCUCCUUGCGACCUUAAAUACAAACACUCACACUCCUACAUAAACAAAGAAACGACACGCAAACUCGAAAACCCAGAAAAGAAAAAACACCAAACUACCAAAGAGAUCCAAUCCUAUCAAAGAAACAUGAGAAUCACUGUAAUGACAGUAGGUGAACAGAUCAUAUCUCUUGAAGUUGACCCUCAUGAAUCUGUUGAAAACGUGAAAGCUUUACUUGAAGUAGAGACGCAGGUGCCACUCCAGCAGCAGCAGCUGCUCUAUAAUGGGAGGGAGAUGAAGAAUAAUGAUAAAUUAAGUGCAUUGGGUGUUAAGGAUGAGGAUUUGGUCAUGAUGGUCUCUAAUUCUGCUGCUAUUAGUGCCCCCUCCAAUAAUCUUGGCUUAAAUCCUGAUGGAUCUGCUGUGAACCCUGGAGCUUUCCAGCAGCACCUUCGAAGUGAUUCUAAUACAAUGGCUCAACUAUUUCAGGCUGAUCCUGAACUUGCCCAAGCUGUUCUUGGAAACGAUCUCAACAAACUGCAGGAACUUCUUAGGCAACGCCAUCGCCAAAGAUCUGAAUUACGACGUCAACAAGAAGAGGAAUUUGCCCUCCUUGAAGCAGAUCCCUUUGACGUAGAGGCACAAAAGAAAAUUGAAGCUGCCAUUCGUCAGAAAGGAAUUGACGAGAACUGGGCAGCGGCCUUGGAAUACAACCCUGAAGCUUUUGCCAGGGUGAUUAUGUUGUAUGUUGACAUGGAGGUUAAUGGUGUCCCUUUAAAGGCAUUCGUUGAUAGUGGUGCUCAGUCCACGAUAAUAUCAAAAAGCUGUGCCGAGCGAUGCGGAUUGUUGAGACUUCUAGAUCAACGAUACAAAGGCAUUGCUCAUGGAGUUGGACAAUCGGAGAUAUUGGGUCGUAUUCAUGUAGCUCCAAUCAAGAUUGGGAAUAUAUUUUAUCCUUGUUCCUUCAUGGUACUGGAUGCUCCUAACAUGGAAUUCCUCUUUGGGCUUGAUAUGCUCCGCAAGCACCAGUGUAUUAUUGAUUUAAAGGAGAAUGUUUUGAGAAUGGGUGGUGGAGAAGUUUCUGUACCAUUUCUGCAAGAAAAGGACAUUCCUUCUCGUUUUCUUGAUGAAGAGAGGUAUUCAAAAGAAGCAUCCAGCUCUGGAAACCCAGUGACAUCAGGAACAACAGUGAAGAAGAAUGAUCCACCAGCUGGAGGUCAAUCUUCUGGAGUUGCACGCGGUGGCGCGACACAGGGACCUGACUUUGAAGCCAAAGUUGCAAAGCUUGUUGAGCUAGGGUUUGGAAGAGAGGCAGUUAUACAAGCUCUUAGAUUAUUUGAUGGAAAUGAAGAACAGGCUGCUGGAUUUCUUUUUGGCGGCUGAAGAUUAACUUGUUCUUUCAACGAUUAUUCAUUGUGGGAACCAUAUUCAUUUUGGUAAUCUAAUAACUUUACAAUUGAAGAAGCUUUGUACCAGAUUUGAACAAUCUAUACCCUCAAAACAAGCCUUGCAAUUCAAAUGAGAAGCAGAUUAGUGGCCGGUGGCCCUCAAAAAUUUU